UCUCUGCAACACCUAUAUACCGUUACUUACAAGUAUAAAGGUGUUCCGUUACCCGCCGCCUUGGAGAAUGAAUAAGAAAGAAACAAAGCCACUUAUAUAUUUCAAACACGCCUUCUGUUUCACGUCUCUCUCUCUUCUUAUCUCCUUCUAUAAAUCUCAUCAUCUAUCAUCCUAAACCUUCAUCGACAAUGCUCUGUCAUAAUUAAUAUCUUCUUCUUCUUCUGUUUCUUGUUCUUGUUCUUUACUUUUUAUUCUUACCAGGAAAAAUUAAUAAUUGAAAGUUAAUCACAGAGAUGAGCAGCGUUAAUCUUCCUCCCGGCUUUCGAUUUUAUCCGACGGAGGAAGAACUUGUUGUCCAUUUUCUUCAACGUAAGGCUGCCCUUUUACCUUGUCAUCCUGACGUUAUCCCUGAUCUUGAUUUAUAUCCUUAUGAUCCAUGGGAACUUGAUGGUAAGGCACUAGCGGAAGGUAAGCAAUGGUAUUUUUAUAGCCGGAGGACACAGAAUAGGAUAACAGAAAACGGGUAUUGGAAUGCAAUAGGCAUUGAUGAACCUGUUCUUACAAGCGCCAAUAAGAGAGUUGGAAUGAAGAAAUAUUCAGUGUUUUACGUCGGAGAAGCUCCGGUUGGAAUGAAAACUAAUUGGAUAAUGGAAGAGUACAGAUUAUUAUCAUCAUCAUCAUCGGAUAGUGCUUCAAGCAGUAGACCAUCCAAAACAAGAGGUCAUCCAAAAAAAGACCAUAGUAAGUGGGUUAUUUGCAAAGUUUACGAGCGAAAUUGUGAUGAUGAAGAUGAUGGAACUGAACUCUCAUGUUUGGACGAAGUUUUCUUGUCAUUAGAUGACCUUGAUGAAAUAAGUUUACCAAAUUAGAAGUUCUUAUUUACAUAUAUAUAGUAAUCCUCUUCCAAAUUGUAGGGUUGUAAACUUGUUAUGCUUCAUUGAAAUGUUAAUCAGCCAGCUUCAACUAUAUAUAUAUCAGGAAUUUUCAACCAAGGGAUAGUUUGGCUUGCUAGAAAGCAAACUCCAACACAAUUAAACGUAGCUUAAUUAAAUAAGAACCGCAAUUUGAGUUCGUGCA
Molecule: messenger RNA, 1077 nt
Organism: Jatropha curcas
Lineage: Eukaryota; Viridiplantae; Streptophyta; Magnoliopsida; Malpighiales; Euphorbiaceae
Gene: XND1
Product: xylem NAC domain 1
Biological process (GO): regulation of DNA-templated transcription; system development
Molecular function (GO): DNA binding
Source: RefSeq, a predicted model, not a curated record